Messenger RNA from Porites evermanni, 1272 nucleotides. The record is from the annotation of a GenBank genome assembly. Lineage: Eukaryota; Metazoa; Cnidaria; Anthozoa; Scleractinia; Poritidae.
AUGUUAGCCGAAGGCAAGGUUGCGAAAGCUUUGUUUUCUGCUGAGCAAGGACGGGCACAAGGUCUAAAAGACCUUAUGGCGCAUAAUUAUGGAUUGAAAUUGAAUGAUGCUGAGUCAGGUAAAGGCAACAGAUCCUUUCAUGAACUCUCUAAUCGCAUUCCUCCGAAUACUAUAUUUAUGGCGCUCGGAAAGAACGAGUUAGUUUGCUGGGUUUGUCAGAAAGGAAAGGAAGUUGAAUUAAGAAGCAACCAGAUCAGUACGCACAACAAAAUCAGCACUUUCUUUGAGUCUCUUGUGGAACUUGUCUGUCAGGAAAUUGGCGCAAGAGAUAACGUUGAAUGUGAAGAUCGCUCACUUAAAUUGGCAAGUGACGAAAGACUAACAGUUAAAAGAUCACCUCAAGAUUGCAGACAAAUCCAGCACUUACACCUUCAAAAAAGUGCUUUGAAUACGUUCUACGAGAUCGUCAUUGAUCCUACUCAAGAUCUUUUUUCUGGAAGUGAACUCAUAUUUGUCCCCGAAGGCCCACUUUGCUUGGCCCCUUUUGCUGCGUUUAAGGGUCCAAACUCCAGAUACCUCUGUGAAUCAUUCAGAAUUCGCGUGGCUCCAUCUCUCAGCAGCUUGAAAAUGAUUGCAGAUUGUCCGUUAGAUUACCACUGUAAGUCUGGCGUGCUUCUUGUGGGUGAUCCAUGGGUGCAAGAUGUGACAGAGUUGGAGCAGUUGCCGUAUGCCAGAGAGGAAGUUGAGACAAUUGGUAAAAUGCUGGGUUGUGCACCUCUUAUUGGAAGACAGGCCACAAAGGAUGCGGUGUUAAGACGACUCGGUUCGGUUGCUUUGGUGCACAUCGCUGCACAUGGCAGCAUGGAAACGGGUGAAAUUGCCCUGGCGCCAGAUAAUGGUGAGAUGGAUUUCAUUUUGACGAUGAAAGAUGUAAAGCGCGUUCAGAUUCGUGCAAGACUGGUUGUACUCAGUUGUUGUCAUAGUGCUCAUGGUGAGAUCAAAGCAGAAGGCGUGGUUGGCAUAGCACGAGCGUUUUUAGGUGCCGGUGCUCGUUCUGUUCUGGUGUCGUUGUGGGCGAUUGACGACAAGGCCACUCUUGAGUUUAUGAAAAAUUUCUAUCAACAUCUUGUGAAAGGAAAAAGUGCAAGUGAAGCCUUAAACCAUGCGAUGAACUGCAUGAGAGAAUCUGAGGAGUUUGGUGCAGUCAAAUACUGGGCACCGUUUGUGCUUGUUGGUGAUAACGUCACAUUAGAAUUUGCUGGAUGCCAGUAG